Messenger RNA from Phyllostomus hastatus (greater spear-nosed bat), 1275 nucleotides. It is a transcript of the gene LIPI, whose product is annotated as lipase I. The coding region runs from base 1 to 1275 and encodes 424 amino acids. The record is from RefSeq and is a predicted model, not a curated record. The transcript is spliced from 10 exons. Gene Ontology annotation, molecular function: carboxylic ester hydrolase activity; lipase activity. Gene Ontology annotation, biological process: lipid metabolic process. NCBI's taxonomy places the organism in Eukaryota, Metazoa, Chordata, Mammalia, Chiroptera, Phyllostomidae.
AUGAGAGUUUACAUAUUUCUAUGUUUGAUGUGCUGGGCAAGAUCUGAGAAUAAAAGACCAUGCCUUGAAUUCUCUCACCUAAGUAUAAAGGAUUCUUUCAGAGAUUUAUUUAAUCCCAAGAUGCAGAUGUUUCUGAUAAUGUAUACAAGAAACAACCUUAACUGUGCUGAGCCACUGUUUGAGCAGGAUGAUUCACUUAACGUUAAUUUCAACGUAAGCAAGAAAACAGUCUGGCUCAUUCAUGGAUACAGGCCAAUGGGCUCCGUUCCAUCAUGGCUUCAGAAGCUUCUAAGGGUUUUGCUGAAUCAAGACGAUAUGAACAUAGUUGUAGUAGACUGGAACCGGGGUGCUACAACUUUUAUUUAUGAUAGAGCAGUUAACAAUGCCAGAAAAGUUGCUGUGAGUUUGAGUAAGUGCAUUCAGAAGCUUUUGAAGCAUGGAGCAUCUCUUGAUAAUUUUCAUUUCAUAGGUAUGAGCUUAGGAGCUCAUAUUAGUGGAUUUGUGGGAAAGCUAUUUCAAGGUCAACUUGGAAGAAUAACAGGUCUUGACCCUGCUGGGCCAAAAUUCUCUGGAAAACCAUCAAAUGGCAGAUUAGAUUACACUGAUGCAAAGUUUGUGGAUGUCAUCCACUCUGAUACUAAUGGUUUAGGCAUUAAAGAACCCUUGGGACAUAUAGAUUUUUAUCCAAAUGGAGGAAAAAAGCAGCCUGGCUGUCCUAAAUCAAUAUUUUCAGAUUACCAGACUGGUUCAUGUGUGGAUUGUGCUGACUUUGAGAAAAAAUCAUGCCCUAGGCUAGGUUAUCAAGCUGAGCUAUGGAAAGAUGUUUUAAAAGAAAGAAAAAAAAGAUCUCUUAGGACCACUGUGUUUUUGGAUACUACUGGCACAAAUCCAUUCUGUACCUAUUAUUUUGUGCUCAGCAUUGUUGUUUUGGAUGACACUAUGAAGGAUGGCAUUAUUACAUUUAGAUUAUUAAACCAGCUUGGAAGAGUUGAAGCACCAAGGCUCUAUGCGAAUAAUAAAUCACUUUAUAAAGUUCAAGAAGUCAAGAUUCUUGCUCAGUUUUUAAAUGAUGUUGUAAAUGUUUCAAGCAUUGGUUUGGCAUAUUAUCAGAGCUCAAAAUGGCAAUGUUCCACAUGCCAAUAUAGAAUCCAGCGUCUCAUGUUAAAAUCCCUUACAUAUCCAGACAGACCACCACUCUGCAGGUAUGACUUUGUACUUAAAGAAAGGAAAGAAGUAUUUCUCAAUCCAUGUACUUGCAAACCAGAAGAAAUAUGA